AUGGCAGAGGGGUCGAUGGGAUCAGAAAACUCUGGUGGAUCUUUUGGAAACAAUGAGCUACUGCUGAAGUUCUUUAACUCAGCUCAUUUUACACUGUACACAAACAUCGAAUAUCUAGCUCGAUAUGCUAAUAACAUUGGAAUUCAUCAUUAUCUGUGCCAAAAACUACUGGCUUUCCCACACAAUGAACUACAGUUUUACAUCCCACAGCUGGUCCAACUUCUUCUUACAGUGGAGACCGAAUCUAUUGCUCUUGAAGAGUUACUGCUCCAACUAAGCGCCGAAAACCCACACUUUGCCCUUCUGACCUUUUGGCAAUUGCAGGCACUACUUGGAGACCUCUCCUUGGAUCCCUCAAGCUACGGGUUUCAAGUGGCACGCCGAGUAAUCAAUAAUUUGCAAAACGUUUUGUUUAAUCCCUCGAAGACUGCCUCCGUGAGCCUGAAAAUGCAUGAAAACGUAGCACCGGCCUUGGUUCUAUGUUCGAUGGUCAUGGGAUCGUGUAGUAUUCCUGUCAUUGCUGAGUCCACAAAGCCUUUGAUAGAGUCACAGGGGAAACGACAAAAAAGUUACGUCUUCAAACUUGCUAAAAAUGCAAUGAGGAACUUGACUAAAAAUCUAACUUUGAAGAAUACUCUGCUGAACCAAAAACGUAUAUCAUCCACUGGUAGUAGAAACGGUGAUGCUCAUGCGCCCGUAGACGUUGUUGAUGGAACCACAACGAGAGAAGAUACCCUAUUCAAAAAACCAAGAGAAAAGAGCAUUACUGCUUUGAAUUUCGAUAUGAUUGAUGAUGUUGGUGAAAAAAUGUUUCAAGAGCGAAUCUCAAAUUCCAUCAAGCAGCCAAAGCGUAAGCCCCGGACGCUGGAUCAAUCUUAUGUGCACAGAGUUUAUGGACAGUCUGCUCCCGCAGAGGCAUCGGAUUCAUUCUACGAAGAAGAUUAUACCAACUCUUUGCCUGAUUUGCACAAAAGUCAUCAAAAAGAUCCGUCAACAUCCUCACUUGUUUCUUUGAAAUCACAAAAUCAAGCGGAUUAUAGCAGUGGAAUCACAAACGUGUCAUCCGAUUCUAUGAGGCAUAAUAUCAUAAACGACAAAAUAGACCCAUCUCCAUCGAAAGGCAGGUUUUAUUCAGAGGCGCAUAGCGUGCAGCUUGAACACAUUCCAACUCCUAAAAAAAUUAGACUUCUGAAAUCAAAUUAUUUUAGAUGUGAGACACAAUUAGCAAUUGCUCUCGAAUCAAUCUCUCAGCGGCUCGCUCAAGUCCCAUCGGAAGCACGCUUGAGUGCUCUGCGAGCAGAACUUUUACUUCUGAAUAGAGAUUUACCAGCUGAAGUAGAUAUUCCGACUCUGCUACCCUCAAAUAAGAAAGGUAAGCUCCAUAAACUUGUGAAUAUAACAGCGAAUGAGGCGCAGGUGCUGAACUCUGCGGAAAAGGUUCCAUUUCUUCUUCUCAUAGAGUACCUAAGAGAUGAAAUGGAUUUCAACCCGAGCACCAGUGAGAAUGAGAGAGUUCUAAGAACGAAGCAAGGGGAUCAUAGUUUCAUUUUUGACCUGUCGUAUAUUUCAAAAGACACUAUUCCAAAUUCAGAGGUAGCAAGCGAAAGUGGAGAUCCUCAACACUCAACGAGGUCCUAUUCCGUCAAUAAGAAUUCCAUAGCUGCCGACGAGGAGAUAGACCUCGGAGACAUUUCUGUCGUGCAGUUAACAAAUCGUACUGAAGCUGAGACCUACAGGAGGGAGUUGCUGGUACAGACGGCCACAAAAGUUCCGGUAAUACCCGACGACUCGACUUCCAGGAACCCAGAGUUACAGUUCAUGAACAAUCUAGAGGAUAUUGAUACUGGUCUUGAAGGAAAAAAUAUAGAUGGACUCGGUGCAUCAUCCGCCGAGGAUCUGGCUACUCAGAUGCGUAUCUCUGCUGUGAUGUUGGCCCAGCUCGAUAAAUCUCCCCACCAGCUCCACGGUGCUACAAAUCAGAUUAGGGCAAAAAUCAUUGCGUCUAUGCAGGAGGUGCAGGAUCGGUUCGGUUUCCGUGAUUUAGAGUCCAUAAGUGGUAUGGCUGGCCAAAGAAAAUUAGAGAACGACAUGAAAACAGGAGGCCUACAAGGCACUAAAUUGGAUACAUCCUACUUAGGAGAAGAUUGGAACACGAAAAAGGAGAGGAUCAGGGCGAGAUCUGAGUAUGGAAAUCUUGAAAACUGGGAUUUAUGCUCAGUUAUUGCCAAAUCCGGUGACGAUUUGAGGCAGGAGGCAUUUGCGUGUCAAUUGAUUCAAGCCAUGGCUAAUAUAUGGGCUCGAGAGAAUGUUGGCGUCUGGGUAAAGAAGAUGAAAAUUCUUAUAACCAGUGCAAACACAGGAUUGGUAGAGACCAUCACCAACGCUCUUUCUGUGCAUAGCAUCAAAAAAUCAUUGACAAGUAAAAUGAUAGCGGACGGGGAGCUUAAUGAAAAGGGCCAAAUAGCAACUCUGAGAGACCAUUUUCUCCGUGCUUAUGGUGAUCCCAAUGGGUUUCGUUACAAGAGGGCUAGAGACAAUUUUUGCUCUAGUCUCGCAGCCUACUCCAUUAUAUGUUAUCUUUUGCAAGUGAAGGAUCGUCACAACGGCAACAUCAUGGUGGACAAUGAGGGACAUUUGGUCCACAUAGACUUUGGGUUCAUGCUAUCCAAUUCCCCUGGGUCUGUAGGUUUUGAGGCGGCUCCUUUUAAACUCACCUACGAGUACAUAGACCUAUUAGAUGGCAUUCACUCGGAGUCUUACCAAAAGUUUGUCCGGCUGACCAAACACGCUUUCCGCGCUCUACGAAAAUAUGCUGACCAAAUAGUGUCCAUGUGCGAGAUCAUGCAAAAAGAAAAUUCACAACCUUGUUUUAGUGCUGGAGAAAACACAAGUGAACAACUCAAACAGCGCUUCCAAUUAGAGCUGUCUGAUGCUGAGUGCGAUGACUUCGUGGAGAAUGUGUUAGUCGGGAAAUCUCUUGGAAGCAUUUAUACGAGGCUGUACGAUCAAUUCCAGUUAAUUUCACAGGGCAUAUAUUCGUGA
Molecule: messenger RNA, 3042 nt
Organism: Lachancea dasiensis
Lineage: Eukaryota; Fungi; Ascomycota; Saccharomycetes; Saccharomycetales; Saccharomycetaceae
Source: the annotation of a GenBank genome assembly